Messenger RNA from Diutina rugosa, 252 nucleotides. RefSeq names its product Pga56p (gene PGA56). The record is from RefSeq and is a predicted model, not a curated record. The transcript has a single exon. Lineage: Eukaryota; Fungi; Ascomycota; Pichiomycetes; Serinales; Debaryomycetaceae. The coding region runs from base 1 to 252 and encodes 83 amino acids.
AUGCAAGCCACUACUGCCAUCCUCGCUUUGUCUGCUGCCUCGAUCGUCGCUGCUGCCGGUGUCAACGGCACUGAAGGUGGUGCUGCCUCCAACGGCACCGCUGUUGGCGGCCACAACGGCACCGCCGGCCACAACGGCACUGCUGGCCACAACGGUACCAACGGUUCCGGUGGUCACGGCUCGGGUGCCCACGUCGUCUCGGCUGGUGUUGCCGGUGUCGUUGCCGCCGCCGGUGUCGCCCUCUUCUUGUAA